AUGGGUUCAUUACACAUUCAACAUGAUGGCCAUAACGCCGAAGUGGAAAAGAUAAGAGAAGAAGAGUAUCCCAUGCUGAAAGACUCCAUCUACCUCGACCAUGCCGGCACCACCCCCUAUCCCAAGUCCCUAAUGGACCGUUUCGCCCACGAGAUGACCACCAACCUCUUCGGCAACCCUCAUUCCGCCUCGGCCUCCUCCCAACUAUCCACCCAGCGCAUCCAAGACAUCCGUCUCCGAGCCCUGCAGUUCUUCAACGCCGACCCAGCCGACUUCGAUCUCGUUUUUGUUGCGAACGCCACAGCUGGUAUCAAGCUGGUCGUCGAUACCAUGCGAUGUCUCCCCACGGGCUUUGACUAUGCCUAUCACCAAGCCAGCCACACCAGCCUAGUUGGAGUUCGGGAAGAAGCCAGAAGUAGUGUUUGUCUGGAUAAUCGACAGAUGGAGGAUUGGCUAGUAGGGGAUUGCCCUUUGAAAGAGGAGGAAGAAGAACAAAGGCCGAUCCUAUUUGCAUACCCAGCUCAGUCAAACAUGGACGGCCGUCGCUAUCCCAUUUCUUGGUCUUCCCAAGUUCGGCACAGCGAGGAAACCGAAACAAUCCGAAACCGAAAAACAUAUACCCUCCUAGACGCCGCCGCCCUCGUCUCCUCAUCCCCUCUUGACCUCAGCAACGCCCAAACAGCACCCGACUUCGUCGUUUUCUCUUUUUAUAAAAUAUUCGGCUUCCCUGACCUCGGCGCAUUGAUCGUCCGCAAGGAUUCCCAGGAUAUCUUUGCUUCAAGACGGUACUUCGGCGGUGGAACGGUUGAUAUGGUCGUCUGUCUAAAAGAACAAUGGCACGCUCCAAAAGAUGGAUUUCUCCAUGAAAGACUGGAGGAUGGAACGUUACCGGUACAUAAUAUCAUAGCGCUGGAUGUCGCUAUGGAUGUGCAUAGGGAGUUGUUUGGGAGUAUGGAAAAGGUGGCUGCGCAUACGGGGUUUCUUGUGAGGAGGUUAUAUCGGGGUUUGGAAGGGUUGAGGCAUGCAAAUGGGGAGGAGGUUUGUACCAUUUACUCGCCCGAUCCUGAACUGGAACAAACAGGGCCAACGGUGGCGUUCAACAUCCACAACUCGCAAGGGACGUGGAUCAGUCUCGCAGAAGUGGAAAAAUUAGCGAUGCUAAAGGGGAUACAUAUCCGUACCGGAGGGGUGUGUAACCCCGGCGGUAUCGCCUCUGCUUUGGGCUUGGAGCCAUGGGAGAUGAAGCAGAACUUUUCCUCGGGGUUCCGGUGCGGAACAGAUAAUGAUAUCAUGGGCGGGAAGCCGACGGGUAUCAUAAGAGCGAGUCUGGGGGCGAUGAGUACGAUAAAAGACGUGGCCGGGUUUGUGCACUUUAUGGAGGAAUUUUAUCGCGAGGAUACACUACCAGUAUCACUACCGGUCUUACCUUCGCCAGACUUGGACUCGGAUACGAAACUUCAGCUCCAACCACCAUUACAAAACACACCCGAGCUUGUCGUGAAAAGCAUAACAGUCUACCCCAUCAAAUCCUGCGCCGGCUUCUCCGUCCCCCCAGACACAGACUGGGAAGUCCGCCCCGAAGGCCUAGCCUGGGACAGAGAAUGGUGUCUAGUCCACCGCGGCUCUGGCCAGGCUCUCAGCCAGAAACGAUACCCCAAGAUGGCCCUUCUACGACCAAAUCUGGAUUUUACUAGGGGUGAAUUGCAAGUUACUUACGCCGGCGCAGGCGAGAUUCUAUCCAGUUCAGGUCCACCAUCAUCAAUAUCAGUCCCGCUGUCGAAAAACCCAAAGAUGAUUGUACCAAAGAAAUCCGGUACGGAUACCGAACAACGGUCGACGACACCUACCGAGGAAAGUCAGGGACCAAAGCCAAGAAGGAUAUUAUUGUCGAAUGAAAGUCCGAUUUUGGCGAUAACGACUACGAGCGUCGAUGCUCUCAAUGCGUCUGUUGCUGCUCUCAACCCGGAGGCACAAAGGGCGAUAUCGGAGGCGGUCUUUAGGGCUAAUCUUAUCUUUACCCCUUCUCAUUCCUCCUCCUCUUACGACCCAUCUUCUUCCCCGUCUUCUUCCCCGUCUUCCCCGUCUUCCCCUCUAAUCUCUGGUGAUGGCUUAAACCCAAAACUGAAACCCUACGAAGAAGAUACCUGGUCCUCUGUCCAUAUCGGCACCAACAAGCAUGGCUUCCAAAUGCUAGGUUCCUGCAGAAGAUGUCACAUGGUCUGCAUUGACCAAAAAAUGGGCGAGAAGAUUAGUGGAGGGGAACCGUUUGUUACGCUGAGCAAGACGAGGAGGUUUGAGGGUAAGGUGUUCUUUGGGGUUCAUAUGGGUUUGGCUGAGGAGGAGAAUGCUGGAAGUGGGAAGGUGGUGAAGGUUAGGGUUGGGGAUGUCGUUUUGCCCCAGGUCUGA
This is a messenger RNA of Sordaria macrospora k-hell, 2406 nucleotides long. RefSeq lists its product as uncharacterized. Lineage: Eukaryota; Fungi; Ascomycota; Sordariomycetes; Sordariales; Sordariaceae. The record is from RefSeq and is a predicted model, not a curated record. Gene Ontology annotation, biological process: Mo-molybdopterin cofactor biosynthetic process. Gene Ontology annotation, molecular function: molybdenum cofactor sulfurtransferase activity; pyridoxal phosphate binding; molybdenum ion binding.